UCGACGACAUGAGAAGAGAAGAAGACUUUUUUUUCCCUCAUUCCCAUUGAAUUUUUCGCGAAGAAGUCUUCUUUUUUUUUACAUUUUUUCAUUUGGUUUCGAUUUUAAUUGACCGAUGAUAAUAAUAAAAAAAUUAAAAAUAAAUUCUAAUUUAUCAAACGACUUCACGAAUAAAUUAUUUUAGUGAAUAAGAAGUGAAACAAAAACAACGGAGUAAAAAGACCAAAAACCAACAAAGGCAUCGACUGGCUCUCUAGAGGAGCAAAAGAAAGUGAAAAAUUUAUUUGGCCCCACAUUCUGGGGCCAAAAGGUAGCACCACAGCACUCCACAACCAAAAAAGAAGCACCGCCACCAUAUCUAUCUCUCAUCACAGCAACGUUGUGUCGUCAGAACAAAAAACUACGCCAAUUUUUUCUUCUUCUGUUUAAAAACUAAAUUUAUGAUCAAUUUUUUUAUCUGAUUUCGAUAAGACGUAAAAAAAAAGAAGAGAACGAAAUUGUUGCUGACGGACGAUUGAGAAAGGACACACGAGAUUUCUUUAUUAUUUUCUUGAGCAUUUGUUGUUUUGGCAUUUUUAAGAAUUUGUUUUGAAUUCGUUCUUUUUUUUUAUUGAGAAUUUUUGUUUGUUCGAGCGCCAGUGGGAGCUUCAAUUCAACAUUGAUUGAAGCCUUAACCCACAUUAGUGCAAUCGACGAAAAUUUGAUGGAAGAAUUAUGUACCUGGAGCCUCUAAAUUUAACGCUAACGCAGAUUAGUAUUUUGGUGAAGAAUCUGAACAAGAAGAAUUACACACAGACUUGUCAAAGUUUAACUAAGUUAAUUGACGAAUUUGGCCUUGAAGCAGAUCGCCAUUGUCUGCGUUGCCUAUUCUCAAGUGUAAAUUUUACUGAUCCAACGUGUACACCGUUCCACUGCAAGUUACUCGGUGCCGAACUGAACAAACAGCUGGAUAAGACCCCAGCAAUAUCAAAUAUCUGUUUUUCAGUCGAUCAUUGUUUCCCUUCGCAAAAGACUUUAAAACCAUCACCUAAUCUACUUGCCCAAAUAACACAAGCAACUGGCAUCUCAAAAUUAAGUGAGGUUAUUGUUACACUUGCCCUCACUCAUUCUACGAAUGUUGAGAUACAAGCAAAUGCCAGUGAGCACUUGAAACGAACGAUUCCUCUACUAAUCGAAUCAUAUACCAAUAACGAAACCUCUACACCAACUGAACGUAGUCUCAACGAUAUCCUUCCAAAUAUAUUACAAUUGAUUCUAUCGCUCUUUCGAAAAGACACCUACACCAACUACGGUCUCAACGAAGAACUUUACUUGAAGUUCAUACAAAAAUUGAGAGAAGACUUCCCACGCGAAGGUGUACCAUUAAUUUUGUCCCCCUUCUUGUAUCAAACACAUCACCAAGAAGAAAUUUCCAUUGAAGAAGUUUAUGAUAAUAUAGCGGAAACGCUCACGCAGGCGAACAAUAUUAUGGACACAUCCUGGAUUAAUUUAAUCCUGGAAAUCGGCUAUGAAUUCACAUCAACUGUCGACGAAUGCAAAAAUCAUCUACGCUGUGGACGUGCAGACCUCCAGACACAAGAUGUCGCUAAGAUUAUUGGAUUGAUGUGCCGCACGCACACCUCUUUACUAGACUGCAAUGUAAAUCUCCCAACUCCGGCAAAUUUCUGGCCUGGCCAGAAUACUGGCAAUAAUAAUGCUAGCAACAAUAAUGAUACCACAAAUAGUACUCCGGGAACUGGUGGCAAUAAUGCCAAUGACCCGAAAAAGGAUACCAAAGUAUCCCAGGCAUCUAGUGACACAACUCAAACAUGGAAACCAGAUAUCUUUGUCCAGGCACUGAAGGAAAUUGUUCCCAAUUUGCCAUGGAAGGAGGUAUGCUUUGCCCUCGAUCACCAUGAGUUCAUAAUCAAAGACCGGAUUGGUCUGAAUUUGCUGCUGACUAUUUUCCGUCUUGGAACACAGUCAAGUGUGUUCCCAACAGAAUGCGUCUAUCGUCAUUGGCAAAAUGUAGAAGGUCAGUUUUCGCUGAUUUCUAUGAUGCUAAAGAACUCGGACUUGUUCUCAUUCGCCGACUACAUAUUCACUCCGGUACCGGUUGAGUUGUUAAAAACUCCCCCAGAAACAGAUAACAAAGAGAUUGCCACUUGGAAAUCAUUGCAUUUAGUCGAAGUAUUGUUGUAUCUAGGCGAAAAUGGACCCUACACACAGGUCACAGAAAUAUUCAAAUUCCCAGCUCAACAUUGCCCCGAUGUGUUGGUUUUAUCACUCCUCCAACUCACAACACCAAUUACUGGCUUCCGCCAGGAGCUAUAUAACAAUCUGAUUCCAACAUUUAUAGCAAAUCAUCCAAACUCGGGUGUGAUUCUCCAUCAUGCUUGGAACUCUGCAAACUUUGCAAUGCACUUGCGUCCGACCAUUAUGCAUGCGAUGUCCGACUACUACCUUCGUGGAGAGAACGAUCAGUCCAGAUUGUCACGUAUCCUAGAUGUUGCCCAAGAUCUCAAGGCUCUCUCGAGUCUUUUAAACGCUAGAAGCUUUUUAUUUGUCAUUGAUCUAGCCUGCUUGGCCUCAAGGCGAGAAUACCUUAAACUGGAAAAAUGGCUAAGUGACAAGAUUCGUGAACAUGGUGAACCCUUUGUUCAAGCUAUCAUCAAGUUUCUUCAACGUCGUUGUCCACAAAUAACUGGAGCUAAAGUACCCGACGAUCAGAUACCAAAGGCUGCUCAACUUCCGCAUGAAACAUUAACCACAAUGCUGACUUGUUUGCAAUCGUGCGCAGCCAAUGUAUCACAAGAUCUUUGCGAUGUCAUCAUUCAAAUGACAUCCAAUUGUAAUUUAAUUGCUAACAAGGCUCGUCAACAGCAACCUCCACCACCGGGUGUCAUCCGGACACAUCGUGGCAUCGAGCCACCUCCGUUCAAUGCAAAUCUGAACGCUCAACAGAUGUUUGGACCAUCAGUAGACACUCUAUCGAAUCUUAGCACAAACAUCGCUGGAUUGAAUCUGGGCGGUCCCAAUGGAUCGUUUAAUUUUGGAAAUGUCCUCGGCAAUUUAGUCUCUACACCAGCUUCUCCUUCGAGGCUGAUGAAUGCUGCUCCUUCAAACAGUCCCUAUCCGAUGGCAAUGGCACUACAAGCACCGCCAAAUGCAAAUAAUAUCGGACGUAUACCGCCAACUCCUAAUGCCAACCAGGGAGUUAUUGCCGAUCUUGGACAACCAGUCUCAAAGGAAGUCGAAGAUGAAGCAAAUAGUUACUUCCAACGCAUUUAUAACCAUCCACCGCAUCCGACACUUUCUAUCGAUGAGGUUCUCGACAUGUUGCAACGCUUCAAAGAAUCCAACAUUCGUCGUGAACAGGAAGUGUAUCAGUGUAUGUUGCGAAAUCUUUUUGAAGAAUACCGUUUCUUCCCUCAAUAUCCAGACAAGGAACUCCAAACAACUGCUCAGUUGUUUGGUGGCAUAAUCGAACGGAACUUAGCACCAACCUGUUUCACUCUUGGCCUGGCUCUUCGUUGUGUCUUGGAUGCUCUUCGAAAACCGGUCAAUUCAAAGAUGUACUACUUUGGUAUAACAGCCUUGGAUAGAUUUAAAACACGUCUCCGUACUUAUAAUAAAUACUGUGAGUUUAUCCGAUCAAUACCGCACUUCCAAGAGUUUCCACCAUUACUCAUUCAAUACGUGGAAUGUGGCUAUAUGGAACAAGAGCCACCAACCAAAGGCCAAGGUAGCAUUCUACCCGGAUCAAUGUCUCAAAUUAUGCCAAGUCAACCCGGACAACAAGCUGCUCCUGAUUCCCUAUACCGCAGCAAUUCAGUAACUGGAAAUAUUGUAACCACUCCAGCUCAACAGAAGCCAAUGGUAGUAACUCGAGUCAAAUCGAUUGCAAAUGCAACCAACAUUGAUACAUUGCUCGAAGCAAACGAAGAAAAAAUCACCGUUCCACCCGAAACAGUCCAAGAUAAGACCGCUUUCAUAUUCAACAAUCUCAGUCAGUUGAAUAUUCCACAAAAAUGUGAAGAAAUCAAAGAUCUUAUGAUCAAAGAAUACUGGCAAUGGUUAUCACAGUAUUUGGUCUUAAAGCGUGCCUCAAUGGAAUUUAAUUUCCAUACUUUGUAUUUUAAUUUCUUGGACGCUCUCAAGAAUCCCGAAAUCAAUAAAUAUGUUACCAAGGAAACUCUACGCAAUAUCAAAGUGCUACUACGCUCCGACAAGGGUAUGAUUAAUUUCUCUGAUCGGAGUUUGUUGAAGAACCUCGGCCAUUGGUUGGGUAUGAUGACACUUGGACGUAAUCGUCCCAUUCUACAAGUCGAUCUUGAUUUGAAAGCUUUACUUGCUGAAGCUUAUCACAAGGGUCAGCAAGAAUUACUAUUUGUUGUUCCAUUUGUAGCCAAGAUUUUAGAAUCAAGUGGCAAAUCGAAAGUUUUUAAAACUCCCAACCCAUGGACAAUGGCGAUUAUGAAUGUUCUCGGUGAGCUACAUCAAGAGCCGGAGCUCAAGUUAAACUUGAAAUUCGAAAUCGAGGUUCUUUGCAAGACUCUUAACAUUGAGUUAACUAAGUUGAAACCGAUCAUAUACCUAAAGGAUCCAACUCGUUCGAUGGGUAUUGAACAUCAAAUGUCACAGCCUAAAGUAAAGGCUAUUGAAAUUGUAAGUGUGGCUCAUCAACAGCAACAACAACAACAGCAGCAACAACAACAGGUUCAACAGCAAGUACAACAACAAGUUCAACAACAGGUCCAACAGCAACAACAACAGCAACAACAACAGCAGCAACAGCAACAACAGCAGCAGCAACAACAACAGCAGCAGCAACAACAACAACAACAGCAGCAGCAGCAACAACAGCAGCAACAACAACAACAACAGCAGCAGCAACAACAAGCGAUAGCAAGUGCUAUUGACGUUGACCAAUCCAUGGUGAUGAACAACACCUCGACAACGAAUCCAUCACCUAGCAUCAGCAAUGAGAGUGCAGGACACAUAACCAUCAGUCCUCCAGAGCCACGUUUCAACUACGUCGAUAUCAAUGUCACCAAUUUCUCACUAAUUGCUCAGCAUGUGGUAAUUUCUCCCAACAUUGCUAUCUUGCAUACCAAUCCAAAUUUAAAGCACAUUGUGUUGACUGCCAUUGAGCGAACAAUUACAGACUGGUUACAGCCUGUCGUAGAUAGAAGCGUUCGCAUUGCAUCGAGCACAACUGAACAAAUUGUACGAAAAGAUUUUGCAUUGGAUCCGGAUGAGUCUAGAAUGCGCACUGCAGCUCACCAAAUGGUGCGUAACUUAUCCGCUGGAAUGGCAAUGAUUACAUGCAAGGAUCAACUUACCCAGACUUUAAAUGUGAAUAUAAGGAAGGCUUUCUUGGCAAAUAUCACAACAACUCCACAAGGACCACAAUAUCAAGAUAUUGAUGCCGCUGCUAUUCAACUGACUAACGAUAAUGUAGAGCUGGCAUGUGCUUUUGUACAGAAGACUGCCGCUGAAAAAGCAGCUCCCGAAGUUGAUAGGCGAUUGGCACCUGAUUUUGAAACAAGAAAGAUGUCCCGUGAAGAGGGAAGACGCUACGUUGAUGCUGAAACUUUGGCCUAUCAAUCGGAACGAAUGCCCGAACAAGUGCGCCUGAAGGUCGGUGGAAUUCCAGCAAAUCAAUUUGCUGUUUACACUGAAUUCGCAAGAAACAUUCCUGGAUUCCAGCAAAUGUCGGAACGUGAUGCUGCCCUCUUCCUUCCUAAGGCCACUAUUCCGGUGAGUAUCGAUCAGGAUGUUCCUUUUGGAAAUGACGAAUUGGGUCUGAUGUAUGCAGAACUUGCUACCCGUAUGGAAGGAUUCCUCAAUAAUACCGUCAAUGUGUCUACACUUCAAGUUCAGGCUAGCAAGAUGCAUGCCCUCCUUACCGCGCUCAUGGUAACACGUCGCAUUCGUGACAAUGAGAGCGCUUUGAAUCUCCUCACACGUGUUGUAGAGGGUUUAGUCGAGGGCUUGGUUAACAUACCCGAACAUGAAGUUCACAUGAAGCUUUAUCGCGAUGUACAUUUGCGUAUACUGAGUCUACUCCAAACAGCCUUUGGCACUGUUGCUACUGAACGUGCUGUUACUAAGUGCAUUUUUGAGAUCCGUGAGGAUGUUCGUUGGAACGUUGAAGCCAUCAAACUGCUGAUCUCAUCGCACAUGGUUAAUGUACAACAAUUAGACAUAUUGCUCCGCGAUGCCAUGGACAAUGGUAACAACUACAUGGCUGUUACAUUUGCCAUGCAACUGAUGGAACGUCUGCUAGUCGACGAUCGUCCAAGUCACAUUGUUCCAGAGAGUGAAUUCAUUGGAACCAUUGAGAUGUUAGCUCGUUUACCACAACAUCGUCAUCGUUAUCCAGAAGCUCUCACUCACAUGAUUGAGAUGCUCUGGGGUAACCAUGACUCGAGCAGUUUUAUGGCCGAACGAUACUCCACUGGAGCAGCACAAUACAUUCAUACUGGAUUGUCUCAUUCAAAUGAAGUUGAUGAUCCACCAGGCCUUCAGGAAAAAACUGAAUUCCUUCUCAAAGACUGGGUCUCAAUCUACUCGCAAUCUAAUAAUCUCUCACGCGAGACAAAGAACUUUGGAGCCUUUGUUCAAAAGAUGAAUUUAUAUGGCAUUCUAAAGACAGACGAUUUGAUAACUCGUUUCUUCCGCCAAGCUACACAAUUCUGCAUUGACUUGGUUUACAGAAUUCUAAAUGAUCAAUCACACAAUCCAGCGGUAGCUAAAACAAAAAUCUUCCACUGGAUCGAUGCAUUCGUCCAUCUAAUCGCCCUUCUGGUUAGACACUCUGGCGAUCAGGGAAAUCCAACAACGAAAAUCAAUUUAUUAAACAAAGUUUUAGGCAUUGUCCUAGGAAUUUUGUUACAAGAUCAGGAAAUUCAUGGCAGCUCAUUCCAACAAUUGGGCUAUCAUCGUUUCUUUAUUAUGCUCUUCCUUGAAUUGAGCUCACCCGAUGCAGUUCUCGAGUCUCUGAUGCAGAGUAUUGUAACAGCCUUCUCGCACACUUACCACCUACUUAAUCCAUCACGUGCCGCAGGCUUUUGCUAUGCUUGGUUGGAAUUGAUUUCACAUCGUAUAUUCUUGGGAAGAAUUCUAGCUCAGAUUCCACAACAAAAAGGUUGGCCUUUGUAUGCCCAGUUACUGAUGGAUUUGUUCAAGUAUCUGGCACCGUUCCUUCGCAAUGCAGAACUGGCUAAACCAGUUCAAGUUCUAUACAAAGGAACCUUACGCGUGUUGUUAGUUCUUCUGCACGACUUCCCAGAAUUUUUGUGCGAUUAUCAUUUUGGCUUCUGUGAUGCCAUACCUCCAAAUUGUAUUCAAAUGCGCAACAUUAUUCUAGCAGCAUUCCCACGUAAUAUGCGUCUACCCGAUCCGUUUACGCCAAACUUGAAGGUUGACAUGUUGCCGGAUACAGCAACAGCUCCAAAGAUUUUCUCAAAUUAUGUCGUCAACAUUCAACCGGCCAACUUUAAGAAAGAUCUCGAUUCAUAUCUUAAGGCGAGGGCACCGGUAACAUUUUUGUCGGAAUUCCGCAGUCAUUUGCAGAUAUCAAAUGAGCCGGGUUCUCGGUAUAAUAUACCUCUUAUGAAUGCACUUGUGCUGUAUGUAGGAACACAAGCUAUUGCGCACAUUAGGAGCAAAAACUUCGUUCCCAACACUUCGAAUAUAGCACACAGUGCUCAUAUGGAUAUAUUCCAGAAUUUGGCUGUUGAUUUAGACACCGAAGGACGUUAUCUGUUCUUAAAUGCAAUUGCCAAUCAAUUGCGCUAUCCCAAUAGUCAUACUCACUAUUUCAGUUGUGCCGUUUUGCAUUUGUUUGCAGAAGCCAACUCAGAGGCAAUACAAGAGCAAAUCACACGAGUUCUACUCGAACGAUUGAUUGUCAAUCGUCCACAUCCAUGGGGUUUAUUGAUAACAUUCAUUGAGUUGAUUAAAAAUCCGAUUUACAAAUUCUGGGAUCACGAUUUUGUUCACUGCGCUCCAGAAAUUGAAAACCUCUUCAAAUCUGUGGCUCGGUCUUGCAUGGUCAAAUCGAAUCACCCACAACAGAUCUCGAAUUUAGAUGGUGAAAUUCAGGAAAUUAACUAACCAAUAAUUUCCUUUACGAAUCGAACAUGAAAAUCCGCUAUCAUGGCAUAAGAUAAUGGAAAGGACAAAAGAAAUUAUUUUUUUUUUACAUUAUUUAAUUUUGUAAGUAACAAUUUUAUUAAAAAGAAGAGUAGAAAUGAGAAAAAAAUAUAUAAAUUGGUGUAUGAUAAAUAAAAUUAGAAAAUUUAAAACAAACAAAGAACAACUGAGAAACCCCCAAUUAACUGUGUAAAAAUAUAAAAAAAAGUGGAUAAUAUAAUAGUUACAAAAUUAGUGUAAUGAACAAUUUUUAAUAAAAAAAUAAAAGAAAAAAAAAAACAAAAAAAAAAGCAUAUACUGUAACAAAUUAAAUUUUGUCGUUGAUCAUCUAAAAAAAAAAAAUAAUAAAAAAAUCUAAACACUAUGUAAAUAUUUUAAAUGGUACAUAAUUAAAAUAGAAAAGUCGUUGCAAUUACAUUUAAUAUGUGUUAAAUUGUAAUUGGUUUAAUUUUAUUAUUUACGCUUCUAUCUCUCUUCCUUUCAUUUAUGAAAUAAAUAUACUUUUCACUUCCUCAUGUUAUUUUAUAUUUUAUGCAUAAAUUGUUCUUUUUUUAAAUAUUUGUACACACUUUACUUUUUUUAAUUAAUUGUCAUUAAUUAUAAUUAUAACUGAUUCUACAUUUGUCGUACAUACAUUAGUGAAUUCAAAGAGAAAGAAACAAAUAUAAUUCAUUAAUAUAUUAAAUUUAAGAGGAACUUUACAAAAAAAAAGAAACAACAAAAAAAAACAAAACACAAAAAAUUCCUCGAUUAAUUUACCUGGAGAGUUAGAUUUUAUAUAUAUAUAUUCAUAUUAAAGAAAAAAAAAAAAACAUAGAUCUUAAUAAUAAAAUAAUAACAACAGCAUUAUGCAUCUUAAGAUAGACUUUUCUUUAUUUUUUUCUUUUUUCUUCUUCUUUAUUCUUUAUCAAAUGUACACCCACAGUUUAUUAUGAUUCAUUUAUUAUUAUCUAUAUCUAUACCAUACGACCACGUUUAUUAUAUGUAUACAUAUAAUUUUGUUGCAGUAAAUUUUUACUUUGUUUGUAAGUGAUUGAAAAAAAAAAGUAAUACUUUGAGGAAUUCUUUGCUGUAGGAUAAUUUUUGAAUGUAAAAUGUAAUUGUAAAAAACAAACCGAAAAACAAAUCAAAUGAAAAAAAAAAACAAACGAAGCAAAAACAAAAGAAAACAAAAAAUAAAAAAAAAAAAAACAAAGAAAAAA
Messenger RNA from Episyrphus balteatus (marmalade hoverfly), 9344 nucleotides. RefSeq names its product CCR4-NOT transcription complex subunit 1 (gene Not1). The transcript has 8 exons. NCBI's taxonomy places the organism in Eukaryota, Metazoa, Arthropoda, Insecta, Diptera, Syrphidae. Gene Ontology annotation, molecular function: molecular adaptor activity. The coding region runs from base 715 to 8103 and encodes 2462 amino acids. Gene Ontology annotation, cellular component: CCR4-NOT core complex; P-body. The record is from RefSeq and is a predicted model, not a curated record. Gene Ontology annotation, biological process: nuclear-transcribed mRNA catabolic process, deadenylation-dependent decay.